AGCCGCGACGCCACGCCGCGCGCACGCCCGGCGCCCCGCGCCGCACCACGUACAAACUUCGUGUGAUGUAACAAAGUGCCCGUGUUAUCUCGUGUUGACGUUAGUGCUAGCAUUGUCUCGCGUGUUUACGUUUCCGUAUGAUUGUUCUAACCACGGUGAGAGAACCGAUAGUGCUUUAUUUUUCUUCCCCACGCAAUUUCCUCUGGUUUUCUUCGGCCGUGCGGAUCUGUUCGAAAUUUGAAAUUAAGAAUUUGCUUUAACUUAAACACACAUUAACCUAAUUCAAAAACAAGUGAACAGUAAAAUAAAACAAGUGAUAAAAAACAAACAAAAGUAACAGUGAUUCAAACAAACCAAAGUGAUGCGUCCAAACAAAUGCAAGAAAUUCAAAUUCAAAUGAUUCCAUGACGUCACGAUGGCUCUCAGGCAUGAUGUCAGCACCAUGGAGUCAGCAUACCUCCCAGCAGAACCGCCACCCAUCGCAGAAAUCAUCUACGAACCACGUGACUUAGCUUCCGAAUACUUCAACACAUUCAAUCAAAUCUGUGAGAACUAUAGAAGUGACUCUGAUGUGAACCUUCGGCAAACCUCGGACAGUCUUCGGCUGUCCUCGGAAAUCCUAGACGGUGUUCGUUCCGAAUAUGUUAGUACUGACUUUACAAGUAAAGACUAUGAUGUGAACGCUUCAAAAGUGUUUUCUAGUGCGAAGGACGAACAUGUGUUUCAAUUUGGACAGCCUGAUGCCUCGGCCUUGUUGAGGCAUAGGGCGAGGAGAAGAUAUAAUGAGGAGCAUGGUCUUCAGCCUCCAGCUACUACUAGUCAAGAAAGUGGGUACGGCAGUGAUGAAUUCGGCCACGAUUCCCCGAGCCGGUACGCGUCGCCGAAAGGCGCGGGCGCCGGGGCUCCCUACCAGGAGGCGUACUACGCGGGCGGGGAGUGGGGCGCGCCCUACUACCAGCCGCCGCCGGCGUACCAGCACGACCCCUAUGCCACUUCUCCAGGCAUAGCGGGCGCUCCGGUGGGCGAGGCAGGCGGCGGCGCGGAGCUUCCGCUGCCGCCUAUGUCGUCGUUCCGCGCGGCCGCUCCGCACCACUCGCCCACAGACCCCAUGCUCGUCGCCAAGCCGCCGUUACAGCCUAUGUACGGCGGCUCCGGCAGCACGCCAGUAGGUGCGGCCGAAGCCGGCAGCCUCUCCUCAUACGGUUCGUCGCCGUCCACGCCGGUGCACUCGCCGCCGCCGCUGCACGCGCGGCUGUACCCGCCGCUGAAGCACUCUCCGCAUCCUCACCCUCACGCUCAUCAUGUUAUACACCACAAUGGACAGCAAUCAAACUGGGUAUCGUCCGGCGUGUCCUCCCCGCCGUCCGGCUCGACGCCGCACGCGCCACUGCCGCCGCUGCCCAACGGUCACCACCAGCCCAUGCCCGUGUUCCCACCUUCGGCUAUGGUGAGUGGCGCUCCGGCCGAGCAGCGUCAGCUCGACGAGGCGAUGGUGUUCCUGCGAGAUCACAAUGACUGCGGAGCGCGCAUGGAGGAGCGGCUGGACGACGCCAUCAACGUGCUGCGCAACCACGCCGAGGCGCCCGACCUGUUCCCGCACGAGCUGCCGCACCCCAUCGCCACGCACCAAGCGCCGCCAGUAUCGCGACUGGGCGUGGGCGGUGCGUUGCCGCAGCUACACUCGGAGCCGCCCAUCAAGAUGGAGCGACAUGUGUUGCCUAAUACCAAGAAACGCAAAGAGCCCCCGGACUCGGGCGUGGAGUCGAAGCCGUCGUCGUCAGGCUCGGCCGACGCGCUCGCCGCCAAGCCGCCCAGCUCCAAGCGCUCCAGGCGAUACUCGACCAACCCCGCCAUGCCCAGCUGCUCAUCGGCCGACGAGGAUGACCUCGACCCUGACACCAAGGCAGCUCGCGAGAGAGAGAGGCGACAGGCCAACAAUGUUAGAGAAAGGAUAAGAAUACGAGAUAUAAACGAAGCACUGAAGGAGCUCGGCAGGAUGUGCAUGACCCACCUCAAGAGUGACAAGCCACAGACCAAGCUCGGUAUCCUGAACAUGGCCGUCGAAGUCAUCAUGACGCUCGAGCAACAAGUCAGAGAACGUAACCUAAACCCGAAGGCGGCGUGCCUGAAGCGGCGCGAGGAGGAGAAGGCGGAAGAGGCGCCCAAGCUGCUGCCCGCGCCGCUGCAGCACUACCAGCCCAUGCCGGGCAUGGGCCAGUUGCCCGGGCAGCCCCCGUCGGGAGCGCCGCCGCAAUAGCGACGCGCCGCGCGCUAGCUACGCACUGCGACACGCGACACUAUCGCACCAGCAUGCGACACAGUCGCACGAGCGACACACUUGGUACGGCUACGUGCACGUGAGAAUACAAACUGUUGUGAAUGGGUGAUAACUGUUUAUGCUUAUGAGAAAAAUAUAAGAAUUUUUAACAGUAUAUUUAUAAUGAUUUUUGUUACAAGUAUAAAAAUUUGGAUAUAGAUGAUGUUAUUUUUCUGGCGCAAUUAUAAAUCUCGGGGUAUAUUCUUGUUUUCUUUAUUUAUUUAUCAUGGUUUUUGUUUAAAAAUUUGAUAUUUAUGAGUUAAAAAAGAAAAUAGAGUUGAAUUCGUCAUAAUUUCCAGAGUAAUGUACAGGCUGUUGUUUAUCUGUUCGUCAAAAUAAUCAAAUGUAAUCAAUAAUUUUUGAUCGUUGUAACAAGAUCUGAAUCUUGCAUGAAAUUUAAUUGUGCAUGACAAUCGGUGUUUAUUUAAUUUUCGGCCUGUAUAUAUAUUUUUUUCUUUUAAACAUUGACAGUUGUUACCCAUUAUUUUUAAUACUCGAUAUUAAAAAGUGAAGAGAGAUAUUUUUUGUAAACCAAUCUCACGAUGCCACGUGGGCCAAAAUCGUUGCAUUUUAUUUUUGUCUUAUUAUUUUUGAAAGCCCGUUGAACGGGAGUGGGAUUCUGUCUUCCCGUCGGAAGAAUGCCAUAAGUAAAAGUUUACAUUUUACUUUAUUUAGUAAGUUUUAUUUUAUUUUAUAAGUACACACUACAUUAGCAGGUUUUUAAUGAAAAAUCAUAUUUUUUUGUGCCCAGUGACUGUUGGGUUUGAGUUGAAAAUUACCGGUUUUUUUGAUAGAUUUUUUUGGCUCUCUAUGUAAUCUACUGAAGUAAAAUAUAUUGGCAAUUCUUUAUUUGAAUGUUUUCCUACUAUUUGCAAAUAGAUCUUUAGUUCUUUUCAUUCUUUUUCGGGUAAACUAUUGGUCUGUUUGUAAAUAAACUUUCCUCUUGAUCUAAAUCAUUUAUUUUUUUCUUUAUUUCACCUAAUUAAUAUCAAAAUAACGAAUUUAAAAUCAUGACAAUGUACAUCUAAAACUUUGAACACGACGGGACGGCAAUUACAUCACUGAAAAUUUUGUAUCUUUUUCUACCCAUCUCUACUCUGGCAACACCGGAGUCCGCCUUAAACAAUGGGUACUAACUGCUGUCUGCCGUCAUCGUUAUUACGUCAUCACCGGUCGUUUUCAACUCAAUCUCAGCUAAAAGCCUACAUCGGACAAGAGUUCCAAAGAAUUAUUUAAAUAAAGCUAAAAUUUAACUAAAAAUAACUAAUAAAUUGUAAACAGCAGUGCGUAGUGACUUAUAUUUCGGACUCUUUAGUACAUAAGUGUGUAUAUUACUAGUAUAGAAAAUAGUUUUAUAAAAAACUUAACAUCAGACGACAGAGAAGAUUUUUUAUGUCUUAAAUCCAAAGACAUAAUCCAUGUAAAAUAUUAACUUAGUAUAUAUGUAUAGGUAUAUGAUAGGUAUAAAGAAUUGAGAAAAAAUGAAAGAUAUUUUUAAUUACAAUUAUUUUUUUGUAUUUUUUCUCUAUUUCGCUGCCAUAGACACCACUUCACCGCUUUUUGCUGAGUUUAAGAAGCUAGACAAUAAAUAAAACGGUUUGUUGUUUUGUUAUCCUUUCUCGAAAACAAGUGGUGUAUAUCGUCAUGAUAUUUUUUUUUGUAAAUUUGUAGAAAAAAAUGAUUAAAAAUGAAGGUAGUGAUUGUGCUUGAUAAAUAAUGAAAAAUACUUAUGAAAAUAGUACUUAUUGUAUAAUAUUGUAAUGAAGGUAUUUAGAAUUGGUGAUCUACAAAUUUACAAAAAUAAUAUUAUUAGUUAAAAUAAAUAAAAUAUGGCUGCUAACUUAAGAUUGUACUUAGUGACACUUUUGUACCGAAACUCCAGUGAGUCAUUGACACUAAAGCUGUUUUUUGACGUAAUUUUGGAUAAUUACCGCGGUCCAUCUACGAGCUAAACGUAGUAUUAUAUUAUUUUUAUUAUAAUUCUCUUUUUUUAGAAUAUAUUCGGUAGCUAUUCGCCUUGAGAUCGUAAACUUAUGCAGUUUUUUGUGUAAGUUUUUUAUAUUAUUUUGUUUUUAUUUUUCAUUAAAAUAUUUGUCAUUUGCUAUUUUUUCUAAGACAGAGAAACAGUGACUUUUACGAAAUGGAAGAAUGGCAAAUGAGAUAAUUUUUAAUUCCGUUAUCAAGAUGUACUAUUUUAUGUUUUCAAACUUGCAAUUUUUACGAUUGAUUUGCCUAGCAGUUGAAUGGAAUCGAUAUGUGUAAUAUGAAAUAAAAUCAGGAAUAUUUUGAUCAAACUGUAUUUAUUGAAAAAAUAAAAUCAACGCGCACAAUAUAGCCCAACAAAAAACUCGUCAAAACUGCAAGUUUGAUAAUCAAAAUCACAAUUUGAUUACACCCUGUAUAUAUUCAUCAAAAAUUCUAUAUUUUAGAAACCCGCUCAUUGAUUCAGUAAUAAAUCGAUAUCUGACUAUUUUGAUACUAAGUUAUGAUUGUUACUAUAUUUGAUGACAUUAUUAUGUUUUUUCGAAACGACUAUAAUACGUACUUUCACAGUUGCUCACGUAAUGAGUAUAGUAUAGUAUCUUUAGUUGUUUCGACUAUACGUCGGGGUUAGUCGAUUUUUACGAUUAUCGAGUUUGAUCACAUCACUACACAUAUUUUCGGGCUGCAAAAUUAAAAAAAAAAUGUUUUAUUUAUUUGGUAUUAUGAAUUUUAUGAAUGAAAAAAAAAUGAUUAUAUUUUUUUAUUAAAGAUAUCAGUCACAUGCUCGGUAAUAAAAAAAAACGAUUAAAAGUUCGUCAAAAUUAUAAACUUUGAACGAUUGUUGAAAUUCGGGAGUUAACAUUUUGUUUCGAGUUUAUAGUUUUGUCGAACUACCCGACAAAUCUAUCCAUCGUUUAGUUUAGACUAAAUAGUACUCUGUAUUAUAUAGCUUUAAGGUUGAUUUUCCCUGAAUCAUUCAACAUUAACGAUCCUGUAUAUUUUGUAGAACCCAACUUUGUUAUAACUUUCUAAAAAAAACUACAAAGUACUUCUAAAAAGUAUUUCAUUAUUAUUUUCUUAAGAAAAAAGUUUUUUUAUAUCGUGUUUAAAAAAAUCUUAGUACUUUUUUACAUCUUUUUUAGAAAAUUAUAACUAAUUUGGGCUUUUAAAAUUUAUAUUGAUUAUUCCAAAUAUUUUGCUUGAACACAAUAAUUAUUCGAUUGGUUUGCUCGUCAACUGUCAAUACUUUUUCAAAUUGCAAGUCCUGUUAUAAUAAAAUUGAAUGCUGGUCAUACUAACAAAUGAAGAAAAAUGUAAAUCACAUAGAAAUGAGCUGUUUUUGUCGACAAUUUUAUUUCGUUAUGAAGGGCCUUAGUUCACCGACAACAGAACGUCUCUUUUUCUUCAAACAAAUGCUUAUUUUGAAAAUCGAACUUCACAAUUUAUAUUAAUCAGUUGUUUUAAGAAAACUAAAGUAGGUAAUCUUAUUGUCGGUGAACUUGAGGCUAGUUCAAAUAUUUUAGAGACAUGUCGGUGAAGACUCAUUCAAGACAGCCUCAAAGUUUAACAUGAAAUAAAAAAUAUUGUAACUCGUUCAAAAGUAUCAAAAUUGUUUAUCCAGAGGUAUGAAAUGUAAACGCAUGUAACUUAGUUUUGGUUGAAGAAACAGAAAUUAUAAAAUUAUUGUUUUUUUAAACAAUGAAUUCGUUUUGUAUGAAGUCUAUUCGGUAUCAUGAUUUUUGUAAGUGAUUACUAGUUAAAGUAUAAACUUGCUCGUGAAAUCUACUGCCAAAACUAAGUUAUUAAGUUCUCUAAAACUGAAAUAUGUAAUGCGCAAUCCAGACUUGCAACUUUAAGGACGUAAAUGAUCUUACAAAGUUCAAAAUAUCUUUUUAGUAUUGUACGUUAGUUGUAAGUCUUACUAUCGCCCUUUUAGUUUAGUUUAGUUGAUUCCUCUUCCAUUUAGCGAUAAUUAAGUUUUUUAUUAUUAUUAAUUAUCUAUAAUUUGUUGUCUAUGCGUACUAUGUAGGUCUAUUUUAAGAUUUUUUUUAAAAGGUACGCAUUCACCUGUAAUUUAUUCGCAUCGAUGCUCACUACCGAUGAAUGGUUCGAUUAGACACUCAAAUGUAUCCUGGAGAUUGUGUACAAAAUGAGGCUUUUUGUUAUUUUAUUUUUUGUUUUUGUCAAUGGCAACCCCAGCAGCCUAUGUAACAUAGAGCAUUUGUUUUCUUUUCCUGUUCAAAUGCAUAGAUUAAAAUAUAACUACAAGAAAGGUCUAAUUAUAAAAAUGAAUAAUAUUAAUUAAAUAUAAAUGUGCCAUUCAUUUUGCUAA
Helicoverpa zea (corn earworm) is the source of this 6632-nucleotide messenger RNA. RefSeq names its product protein daughterless (gene da). Gene Ontology annotation, biological process: regulation of transcription by RNA polymerase II. Gene Ontology annotation, molecular function: protein dimerization activity; DNA-binding transcription factor activity, RNA polymerase II-specific; RNA polymerase II cis-regulatory region sequence-specific DNA binding. The transcript is spliced from 14 exons. Gene Ontology annotation, cellular component: transcription regulator complex. NCBI's taxonomy places the organism in Eukaryota, Metazoa, Arthropoda, Insecta, Lepidoptera, Noctuidae. The record is from RefSeq and is a predicted model, not a curated record. The coding region runs from base 416 to 2257 and encodes 613 amino acids.